GCAGAGGUCAAUGAUGAACAUGAGGUCAGACAGAUUGAAACAGCAUCCAGGAAACCAGACAGACCAGAAACAACCAUCAGACAAGAAGACAUCUUUAAAGCCUCACCUGGAAGAGAUGAACCAAUCAGAACAGUGAUGACAAAGGGAGUGGCUGGCAUUGGGAAAACAGUCUUAACACAGAAGUUCACUCUGGACUGGGCUGAAGACAAAGCCAACCAGGACAUACAGUUCACAUUUCCAUUCACUUUCAGAGAGCUGAAUGUGCUGAAAGAGAAAAAGUACAGCUUGGUGGAACUUGUUCAUCACUUCUUUACUGAAACCAAAGCAGAAGGAAUCUGCAGGUUUGAAGAGUUCCAGGUUGUGUUCAUCUUUGAUGGUCUGGAUGAGUGUCGACUUCCUCUGGACUUCCGCAACAAUGAAAACCUGACUGAUGUUAGAGAGUCCACCUCAGUGGAUGUGCUGCUGACAAACCUCAUCAGGGGGAACCUGCUUCCCUCUGCUCGCCUCUGGAUAACCACACGACCUGCAGCAGCCAAUCAGAUCCCUCCUGAGUGUGUUGACAUGGUGACAGAGAUCAGAGGGUUCACUGACCCACAGAAGGAGGAGUACUUCAUGAAGAGGUUCAGAGAUGAGGAGCAGGCCAGCAGAAUCAUCUCCCACAUCAAGACAACACGAAGCCUCCACAUCAUGUGCCACAUCCCAGUCUUCUGCUGGAUCACUGCUACAGUUCUGGAGGAGGUGUUGAAGACCAGAGAGGGAGGAGAGCUGCCCAAGACCCUGACUGAGAUGUACAUCCACUUCCUGGUGGUUCAGUCCAUAUUGAAGAACAUCAAGUAUGAUGGAGGAGCUGAGACAGAUCCACACUGGAGUCCAGAGAGCAGGAAGAUGAUUGAGUCUCUGGGAAAAUUGGCUUUUGAGCAGCUGCAGAAAGGCAACCUGAUCUUCUAUGAAUCAGACCUGACAGAGUGUGGCAUCGAUAUCAGAGCAGCCUCAGUGUACUCAGGAGUGUUCACACAGAUUUUUAUAGAGGAGAGAGGGCUGUACCAGGACAAGGUGUUCUGCUUCGUCCAUCUGACCGUUCAGGAGUUUCUGGCUGCUCUUCAUGUCCAUCUGACCUUCAUCAACUCUGGUGUCAAUCUGCUGGCAGACGAACAAACAACAUCCCAGAAAUCUGAAAAAAGAAAAGACACCUUUGGAGAUGCACACUUUUAUCAGAUUGCUGUGGACAAGGCCUUACAGAGUCCAAAUGGACACCUGGACUUGUUCCUCCGUCUCCUGCUGGGCCUUUCACUGCAGACCAAUCAGACUCUCCUAAAAGGCCUGCUGACACAGACCAGAAGUAGCUCACAGACCAAUCAGGAAACAGGCCAGUACAUAAAGAGGAAGUUGGAGGAAAAUCUCACCACAGAGCAAAGCAUUAAUCUGUUCCACUGUCUGAAUGAACUGAAUGAUUGUUCUCUAGUGGAGCAGAUCCAACAGUCCCUGAGAUCAGGAAGUCUCUCCACAGAUGAACUCUCUCCUGCUCAGUGGUCAGCUCUGGUCUUCAUCUUACUGUCAUCAGAAAAAGAUCUGGACGUAUUUGACCUGAAAAAAUACUCUGCUUCAGAGGAGGCUCUUCUGAGGCUGCUGCCAGUGGUCAAAGCCUCCAACAAAGCUCUGCUAAUUGGCUGUAAUCUCUCAGAGAGAAGCUGUGAAGCUCUGUCCUCAGUUGUCAGCUCCCAGUCUGCUAGUCUUAGAGAGCUGGACCUGAGUAACAACAACCUGCAAGACUCGGGAGUGAAACUGCUGUCUGCUGGACUGGAGAGUCCACACUGUGCACUGGAAACUCUCAGGCUGUCAGGCUGUCUGAUCACAGAGGAAGGCUGCAAUUCUCUGGCCUUAGCUCUGAGCUCCAAUCCUUCCCACCUGAGAGAGCUGGACCUGAGCUACAAUCAUCCAGGAGACUCAGGAGUGAAGCUGCUGUCUGCUGGGCUGGACGAUCCACACUGGAGACUGGAUACUCUCAGGGUGGAGCCGGGUGGUGUCGGAUGGUUGAGACCAGGUCUGAGGAAGUAUUCCUGUGAACUCACACUUGACACAAACACAGUACACAGAGGGAUCAAACUGUCUGACAAUAACAGAAAGGCGACACAUGAGGUAGUGGAUCAGCCAUAUCCUGAUCAUCCAGACAGGUUUGACUAUUGGCCUCAGCUGUUGUGUAGAAAUGGUCUGAUUGGUCGCUGUUACUGGGAGGUCGAGUGGAGAGGAAGAGUACAUAUAGCAGUGACUUACAGAGGAAUCAGUAGGACUGGAAAUGGAUAUGAAUGUUUGUUUGGAAGGAAUGAUGUGUCCUGGAGUCUGGUCUGCUCUGAUACUAUUGGUUACUCUGUCUGGCACUGUAAUAAAGCAACAUACAUCACCACCACCACUACCACCUCCUCCUUCUCUGGCUGUAACAGAGUAGCAGUGUAUGUGGACUGUCCUGCUGGCACUCUGUCCUUCUUCAGAGUCUCCUCUGGCACAUUGAUCCACCUUCACACCUUCAACACCACAUUCACUGAACCUGUUUAUCCUGGGUUCAGGUUCUGGUCUGACAGGUCUGGUUCCUCAGUGUCUCUGUGUUCUCUGUAGGAGGGAGAGUCAAAGUGACUGACUGUUUCCUGCUGCUAUUGGAAAACAAAUGACUUGCUGAUUUAAAGGAUGUGACUCUGAUGUUCAACAGAUUUCAUGUUGCUGUUACUCAAACCCCAGACCCCGGACAAGGGCGCAGCCUCCCCAGCUAGCCACCCCUUAGUCAUAUCAAUAAGUAAUUUAUUUAACCAUUGCUGCACUGUGUUUUUUAUUUAUUUUGCCUGACUAUUUCUCUUAUUCAUUAUCCUUCAGUUGUUUCCUUAUGUCUGCUGUUUAUUGCUGUUGUUCGGCUGUAUGUCUCCUGUUGUCCCCCCUUUCCCCCAGCCCCCCCUCCCCGUUCUCUUGCAGGUGUCUUUGCUUUCUCUGUGGUGUUGAUGUGAUGUUUGUGCCCCUCUAUCUGGCCCAGUGACAAAUUAAUACAUAAUUAUAUAAUAAAUAAUAAAGAAGACAAAGGAGUAUAUUAAAACUCAGCAAAUUCUGUCUGGUACAACAUGGG
Messenger RNA from Micropterus dolomieu (smallmouth bass), 3106 nucleotides. Its product is annotated as NLR family CARD domain-containing protein 3-like. The record is from RefSeq and is a predicted model, not a curated record. Gene Ontology annotation, molecular function: protein binding. Lineage: Eukaryota; Metazoa; Chordata; Actinopteri; Centrarchiformes; Centrarchidae. The annotation marks the transcript as partial. The transcript has 5 exons.